AUCCAAUAAAAACAUGUUUCACAUAAUACUAAAUGUAUUGAUAUGUUUGCCCAUCAUUUGUGGGGCCGACUAUACAAACCGUAUAAACCCUCACAAGAAUUGGGGCGAAUGGGAAGGUUGGGGCACAUCACUGGCCUGGUGGGCAAAUGUGCUUGGUGACAGGGACGACGUAGCCGAUCUCAUGUUCACCACCAAACUAAUCCAGUAUAACAACCAAUCGGUGCCCGGAUUGGGCCUAAACAUAAUCCGGUAUAACGUGGGCGGCUGUUCGGCCAAUAGUAUAGGCGCUGACCAUAUGAUAGCGUCGCCCAAAAUACCCAAAUUCAAGCAAAUCGAGGGCUUUUGGCUGAAUUGGGACAGCGAUGACCCCCAGUCCAAGAGCUGGGACUGGAGUGUCGACAAAAAGCAGCGACUAAUGGUCCAGAAGGCUCAGGAUAGGGGUGUGGAUCAGAUUGAGCUGUUCUCCAACAGCCCCAUGUGGUGGAUGCUCUACGACCACAACCCCUCCGGUGCGCCCAAUGGGGGCGAAAACUUGCAAACCUGGAACUACCAGAAGUUUGCCGUGUAUUUGGCAACUGUGGCCAAGUAUGCGGUCGACCACUGGAAUGUCACCUUUAGAUCUGUCGAGGCUUUCAACGAGGCGUCGUCUAUGAGCUGGACGUCUGAAGGCAAUCAAGAGGGCUGUCAUAUUGGGUCCGAAGCCCAACAGAAAGUGAUAAUGUAUUUGAGGGAUGAGUUAAAUAAACGCGGUCUCAAUGAGACACUGGUGUCGGCAUCGGAUGAGGUGACUGUGGACUCAGCCAUUAAGAUGUGGGAGAGUUUCCCACAGUCUGUGAGGGCGACUGUGGGUCGGGUCAAUGUUCACGGAUACGGAUAUUUCUACGGCAAACGCGACAAACUCUAUGAUUUGGUCCGUAAGGACAACAAACCCAUCUGGACUUCAGAGUACGGAGAGGGCGACGGCACUGGACUCCCGAUGGCCCAGAAUUUGAAUCUAGAUUUGUUUUGGAUGCACACCACGGCGUGGGUGUAUUGGCAAACGUUUGAUAGUAGCCAGGGUUGGGGUAUGAUUCACGCGGAUCUGGAAAAGGGGUCGACGGGUGUUGUGGCCGCCAAGUACUACGUUAUGGCCCAAUACUCGCGACACAUACGCAAAGGUAUGCUAAUAGUGGAGAGCGAUCGGUCCGAUUCGGUGGCCGCUUAUGACCAAAGCAAUCGUCGGCUCGUUAUUGUGACCCUCAAUAUCGGCGACGACUCCCAGAAUAUUACGUAUGAUUUGUCACAAUUUGGUCGCAUAACUGACGGGUCGGUCAGUCGCUGGACGACAACACCCGAUGACAAACAGCACUAUGUGUUUGAUAACAAACUUAAUGUUAAAGCAAAAACAUUGAACGCUGUGUUGAAUAAGAAAAGUAUUCAUACGAUUGUUAUUGAAAAUGUUUUCAUACAAUAGUAAAC
Molecule: messenger RNA, 1458 nt
Organism: Medioppia subpectinata
Lineage: Eukaryota; Metazoa; Arthropoda; Arachnida; Sarcoptiformes; Oppiidae
Source: the annotation of a GenBank genome assembly